This is a messenger RNA of Bombus pyrosoma, 2354 nucleotides long. It is a transcript of the gene Su(var)2-10, whose product is annotated as E3 SUMO-protein ligase PIAS2. Lineage: Eukaryota; Metazoa; Arthropoda; Insecta; Hymenoptera; Apidae. The transcript has 9 exons. The coding region runs from base 467 to 2164 and encodes 565 amino acids. Gene Ontology annotation, molecular function: transcription coregulator activity; zinc ion binding; SUMO ligase activity. The record is from RefSeq and is a predicted model, not a curated record. Gene Ontology annotation, biological process: protein sumoylation; regulation of transcription by RNA polymerase II.
ACGAUUUUCUUGAAACUUCAGUACCUCCUUUAUAGCUCUUUUUCUAACAUUAAUUAACAAAGAAAUUAUUAUAAUGUUGUACAUUUAUUGAAUUAUACAAAUUAAAGUUGAACUCCAAAUAAAUUGUUAGCAGCCAUCUUGGAAAACCCUUUUUCGCAUUUCGAACGAACGAAGUGUCAAAUAUCGAUAAUUACUUCAUCGCACGCGGUUGAACUAAAAAUUUUUAUGGGAAUUGAGCUUUCCUAAAAAAGUUAGAUUUUUUAAAACGAUCUCGAAAUUGAAAUGUAAAAAUCAAUUUCGCGCCAUAAAAUAGUAUUAUUCGAUACUCGCACUUGAAAAGCAAGAAAAAUAUAGAAGCGAGUUGCGAUACAAACAACUCGAAUAAGUAAGGGGUAGGAGAAUUUUUGUAUUGAAAGUUGGAAAUAAUAUAGGCAAGACGGCUUCGCAAAAAAAAUUGUUUAAGAAGAUGGCGGAGACCAAAGAAUUAGAGAAUAUGAUAUUGAGUUUUCGAGUGUCUGAACUUCAGAUGCUUCUUGGUUUUGCUGGUAGAAAUAAAUCAGGUAGAAAGAACGAAUUACAAGCACGUGCAAUAGAAUUGUUACGUUUGAGAUCCCAUCCAAUUCAGCUCAAAAUACGUGAAUUAUAUAAAUCCAUACAAGCUGAUCAAUUAGCUGCACAUCAAAUGUAUGGUCAAACAGGUAGUUCUGGGGAGCCACAAAUAGAUCAAAACAUGCAUUCCAGAAAUUAUUACACAACAAGACAAGCUAUCAGUCAACAGCAACAGUCACAGUCUUCAGUUUCUAGUGGAAAGGAUUUACCACCUGCGCAUCAAGCAUCUCUACCUCAAGCACCUAGAACAAAUCCAGUCUAUCAGUCAACAGGAUAUGCCAAUGUAACACCGCAACAAACAACAAGUGCAGCCUAUAAUCCAUAUCCAUAUGCACCAAAAGUUUUACCAUCACCAUUGCAAAUACAACCUAGAAAUCAAUAUCCUGUUCAUCCAGAUGUUAGACUUAGAAGGCUACCAUUUUUUGAUUUAUUGGCUGAAUUGCUGAAGCCAUCUAGUUUAAUGCCUCAAGGAUCUAUGAGACUUCAAGAGAAUACAUUUAUGUUUCAUUUAACACCACAGCAGUCAACAGAUGUAGCAAGUUCACGAGAUUGUCGUGCAGGAAGUAAAAUGGAUUACACAGUACAGAUACAAAUGCGAUUUUGUUUGCAAGAAACAUCGUGUGAACAGGAGGACUGUUUUCCACCAAGCAUUGCAGUAAAAGUUAAUGGAAAACUGUGUCCUUUACCUAAUCCAAUACCUACUAAUAAGCCGGGAGUAGAACCAAAGAGGCCGCCACGGCCUGUCAAUAUUAGUCCUCUAGUUAAAUUAUCUCCUACUGUAGCGAAUCAAAUUCACGUGACAUGGUCGGCAGACUACGGCAGACGAUACGCAAUUGCGAUAUAUUUAGUUCGAAAGCUUUCAAGUGCUGAAUUAUUAUCAAGGUUAAAAAGUAGGGGAGUUCGACAUUCGGAUUAUACAAGGGGUUUAAUUAAGGAGAAACUUAACGAAGAUGCGGAUAGUGAAAUAGCGACAACAUCGCUUAGAGUAUCGUUAGCUUGUCCGUUAGGCAAGAUGCGAAUGUGUACACCAUGCCGUGCAUCGACGUGUUCACAUUUACAAUGUUUUGAUGCAUCCCUAUUCCUUCAAAUGAAUGAAAGAAAACCAACAUGGAAUUGCCCAGUUUGUGAUAAUCCAGCGUUAUAUGAUAAUCUCGUUAUCGAUGGCUACUUUCAAGAAGUGUUGAACUCUAAGAAACUAUUACCAGAUGUAAAUGAAAUUCAAUUAUUGCAAGAUGGGUCGUGGGAAAAUUUGGUUCUAAAGAAAGAAAAGGAUAAGGAGAAGAGUGAAACAAAAGUUAUUACAAAUUCGCAGGAUCGUAAAAUCGAUGUGGAUACAGUCGACCUCGAUGAAAGCAAUCUUACACCUCCAAAGGAAAAGAAACGAGCUGUUAUUAUUGAUCUAAUAUCAGACAGUGAUGACGAUGAUGAACAUACCACACCAACACAAAGUAUAAAAAAGAUAGCUAGUGGUACUUCUUCGCCAAAGAAGUCACAAACUAGUUCCAUUAGCAGUACAAGUGAAUCACCAGAAUUAAUGAUAAUUGAUUUAGAAUAGAAUAUUUUAUAUCUAUUGCUACUAUUAAAUUGCCAAAUUUUGUACAGGACAAAAACCAAAAUUUUGUUAGUUCUGUGAUUAUUUAAAAAAAAAGUUACUACAUAAAGUUAAGUAUAAGUGAAUUCAUGACAUUUUUACUUUUGGUACUUAAAGCUGAAAAAGAAAUCAGCAAAAUAAUAUUUCUUUUUAA